CAUCCCCAUCUCCCUUACCUCCCUCUCUCCUCUUUCCCCCUUCCCAUUUCCAUGGAGUCGUGCAGCUUCCGCACCGCCACCUCUCCUUCGCCGUUCUCCUCGGCCCCGUCGUCCUCCUCCUCCCCUCGUGCGCCAUGCCCCCAUCUCCGAUUCCCGAGAGAAAGAAAUGGGAGGCAGAUGCGGAUGCGGAGGAGGGCGUCGGGAUUUGAUGCCUUCCCGCCCCUCCCAGGCAAGGUCUUCGUCGAGGAGACAAUUGGAGCUGAAUAUGGGGAAGGCUUUGAGACAUUUAGGAUGGACGGACCACUCAAUAUCGAUGUGGAUUAUUUGAACGAAAAACUGCAAGAAUGCUUCCUUCAAAGGAUAAGGCAUGCUAUGAAGCCAGAUGAAGCAUUUGGGCUAAUUUUCUCAUGGGACAAUGUUAUUGCUGACACGGACUCACUAAAGUUGGAUGCUUGGAGACAGCUUGCUUUGGAAGAAGGGAAGGACAUCCCUACUGCUGCUCACAUCCAAAGGAGUAUUCUUCAUGGUGCUGCUGACCAUGUCCUUAGAAAGGUUUUGUAUUGGGCAAAAGAGGAUGAUCAAAUGGAUAGACUGAAGGCACGUCUUAUAGAGCUGUACUAUGAAAGUCUCUUCAAACUUGAUACACCAGUAGAAGGAUUGAGAGAAUGGUUGGAUGCAGUUCGGACAGCAGGUAUACCAUGCGCUGUGGCAUCGUCCCUGGAUAGGAGAUGCAUGGUUGAAGCUUUGGAUAGGAUGUCACUAAGCAAAUACUUCAAGGCGAUAGUGACCGAUGAGGAUGAUAUGGAGUCAAUAGCACAUAGAUUUCUUUCAGCUGCUGUGAAGUUAGAUCGGAAGCCCUCGAAAUGCAUAGUGUUUGAGGAUGACCCCAGAGGCGUUACAGCUGCUCACAACUGCACUAUGAUGGCAGUUUCAUUGAUUGGUGCUCAUCCUGCGUAUGAGCUGGAGCAAGCAGACCUUGCCGUCGCGAAAUACAACGACCUCUCGGUGAUCAACCUGAGAAGGCUGUUUGCACACAAGGGGAUAAGCUUCAUGGACAUGCAGAAGCAGAUAAUCGAGAGGUCACCUCCCAAGAGGAAGCUGACCGUGGACACCAUCUUCUGAUUUACUCUUCUGCUCCGUUCUCCUCUCAGUUGGUUCUUGGAUCGCCAGCCAGACGUCUGGUUGUUGCUCAGUGUAUAUAGUUGCAUGUGAGUUAGGUAAGAUAGCAUUGAUCUUAGCUGAUCCUGUUGUGUUAUGCUCGUUCAGAGAUCUCUGAAUGUAGUAGUAGUUUGUAUCGAAAUUACUGGAAGAAAUGUACCGCUGUUACAACCGGUGCUAUUGGUGCUGUAAGCUAGUGGCGUUAUCGAAUGUAUUCAAGGGCUGAAGCUACAUGAUAAUGGCUACUACACAUUGUUUUGUUU
This is a messenger RNA of Lolium rigidum, 1421 nucleotides long. RefSeq names its product 5-amino-6-(5-phospho-D-ribitylamino)uracil phosphatase, chloroplastic. The coding region runs from base 52 to 1122 and encodes 356 amino acids. The transcript has 11 exons. The record is from RefSeq and is a predicted model, not a curated record. Lineage: Eukaryota; Viridiplantae; Streptophyta; Magnoliopsida; Poales; Poaceae.